CUGUCCAAUUUUUUUGUGGGAAAAUUUAAUAGAGAAACCAUACUAUGUCUCAAUGUACCCAGGGUUCACAAGAUGUAUCUAUGGAAACGGAUCACGAGUUUUAUUAGGCAGCAAGAGACAGAACGGAAACAAGUACUUUCAGGAUAAUACAACGAUAGUACUACAAAAAUGUCGGGAUCAUACGAAAGAGUGAUAGUGCGUCAUAAAAUAUGGCCAAAGACAAUUGGAGAUUUUUUGUCUAUGACAUUUAUAUUAAUAAUAGUGCCAUUGAUAUAUUGGCAAUUUCAUGAUGCUUAAUAUCGUUGGAAACUUUACAUACACUGUUCUCUGUGAUACUAGUACUCGGCGAACAAUUGUACCAAUGAAAACAGAUAUUAAAAGUGGAUGGAGACUGUGUGCUUUAUGCGAAACAAUGUCACCUCCUCGCUCUUGGCAUUGCACCACGUGCGAUAUUUGUAUUCUCAAACGAGACCAUCACUGUAUAUUCACUGGAUGCUGCGUGGGACACUUCAAUCAUCGAUACUUCCUCAUGUUUGUCUUUUACCUCUUUGCUGCGACAGUCUAUGCAUUUUAUUUUAACAAUGUGUUUAUCUGGAGCAGGAUCAACUUUGAAUUUCCCAUGUCCAUUAUUAAGAUUGUAUUUCCAUUGGCCAUAUUUAUCUUUGGCUUUGAUGGUUCUUUAGAACAGUUCUAUUUGCUGCUUUACAUUGUUUCUACAGUGGGUAUGCUUUUUACUGGAGUACUUUGUGUAUAUCACUUUCACCUGGUGUUCAUUGGUGCUGUUGCCAAUGAGAGGAGUAAAAAAAAUUACUCGUAUAACUUGGGGUGGAAACAAAACAUUAAAGAGGUGUUUGGGGACAGGUGGUACCUUGCAUUGUUUGUACCUUAUGUGAAUUCCAAAUUGCCACAUGAUGGUAUCACAUGGGACACACCAGAAAGUUCGAAAGAAAAUUAUGAGAAGAAUAGAUGAUUGGCACAUUAUUUAUGUCAAAGACUGCUUAAUGUUUAAAAAUAUGGAUUACAAAAUUUCUGUUUUGAAUGAAAUACUUUUUGUGAGAUAAAUUGCAUUUAUUAAUAAGAUAUAUGUAAAAAAUUUAUGAAUAAAUAUGAAUAGGUAGAGUGUGAUGCAAAGUA
Molecule: messenger RNA, 1134 nt
Organism: Cephus cinctus (wheat stem sawfly)
Lineage: Eukaryota; Metazoa; Arthropoda; Insecta; Hymenoptera; Cephidae
Product: probable palmitoyltransferase ZDHHC24
Exons: 2
Coding region: 287-970 (227 amino acids)
Molecular function (GO): palmitoyltransferase activity
Source: RefSeq, a predicted model, not a curated record